Branchiostoma floridae (Florida lancelet) is the source of this 2551-nucleotide messenger RNA. RefSeq names its product T-cell leukemia translocation-altered gene protein homolog. The record is from RefSeq and is a predicted model, not a curated record. The transcript has 4 exons. NCBI's taxonomy places the organism in Eukaryota, Metazoa, Chordata, Leptocardii, Amphioxiformes, Branchiostomatidae. Bases 213 to 734 code for a protein of 173 amino acids.
UUUUUGGAUACCAGUAAACCUGACAUCCGCUGUCCACCCCUCGGAUAUCUGUUGGUUGGUCCCUAAGCGGAAGCGGUGGGUAAACAUGGCGGUGUGAGGGUACGUGUCUCUCGGAGACGGACCGACGUCUUUUCCUCCACGUGUCCCCUUGCAUUCCUCUGCCCUUGUCAUGAAGACUUGGCCGGAUCGGUCGGAUAGGGAUCCAUUCCUAGAUGUCUGCUAAGCUGUCUAUCCGUCCGAUGGACGAGGGAAAGGCGGCGUCUGACGUUCCAAGAGUAGCGGGAAAUGGCGGCGCGACUUCGUUCCAUACAGCCACCGGGGGAGAAGGGGACCACGGCCCGACUGGCCAGACAUCGCCGUCGGGGUUUUACGAGAUAGCUUGGUCUGUGCUGUCCCUGAUCCAGCAGGCCUGGAACUCCGAUGACUACCAGGUGCAGCUGUGCAUGGUGGCGCUGGGCUGGAUCCUCCUCAACAUCCUCCUCAUCCUGCUGGCCUGGAGGAGACACGGGUCCUCCAUCUCUGACAUGUUCAGACGACAAGGUACUUCAGCCAGCUGCAAAAAUAGACUUUCCCCAGUAUUAAACAAAAGACCAACAUGGCAAGACAAAAGUCACCUAAAUGGAACAAACUUCAACAGCAGUACAGGCCUGCCCAAUGGAAAUGGCCUACCAAAUGGGAGUCACCUGCCAAAUGGGAGACUGCACACAGUUUCAGAGAAGUCACACCAAUCCUGACCGCAAAACGACAGUUUGUUGUCUUGGCAACAGUGCCAUUUCUGUCGUCUCUGAAAACAGUGUAUCAUAUCUAAUUUUGUAAGAAAGAUGUCAGUCAAAAAGAAAGAGACUGAAAGAAAAAUAUAAGACUUAUCAAGAGCUAUAACAUCAUUCUGUGUUGAACAGCUGUGUCUGUACACUACUUGGAGAAGAGGAAGAAGAAGUACAAACCUGUUCCCGGACUUGUGACAUGCAGGGAUCAGAUAUUCAGAAGUCUGUGAGAUUUCGCUUCUGAAAAAAAAUAUAUGGCAAGCUUGCCAAAUGUAAUGCAAACAUUUAAGUGCAAAGUUCAGACGCAGUGUGGAAUAAAUGGUUCAUAGCCAUUUCGUCCAGGAGAGUAAACCAGCAAUAUCACACACAAGCAAUUCAUGAUGUGGAAGUAAUUUGCCAGUACUGGUGACAUUUUCAACUUCCUACCUGUGCUGAUAUUUAAUGCACACAUUCUUUGUGACAGUGUUCCCAUAUGUUGGACUUACAAUGUUUCUAUUGUGCGAGUCGUGUAUCAUUGUGAGAAGUGUGAAAGACACUUCUAAUUCACGACUCUUCACGACUGCAAGAGUGGAGCAAAAUUCUGUAUAGACCUUAAAUGUCGUUAUUGUUCCUUUAAAGCUUUAUACAGAACAAUCUUUCUGAGUAUUUCUGUACUCUUUUGAAGUCUUACUAAAGCUAUCUGCUGCUGUACUUAAGGUAAGGUAGGGUAUGAUAUAUUGAAGCUACUGUCAUAAAACCUGCACUAACAACAAUACAAUGUAUUACGUAUAUUGCAUUUAUUCCCCCCACUGUACUAUUUUUUUCCUGCUUACCUUAUGCUUUACUGUAAAAGUUUGGGCAGAGCAGUUUUAUGUAUUUAAAUGUUGUGUAUGCAUUGUAUCUUUCUUUAGUACUAUAUAUGUCAAUUUCCUUUUCUAGGCCUCAGGGAAAAAUAGUCUGAGACCAAGCAUGAAAGUCCAUACACAUUACAGAUGGUGUGCUUCAAGUAUGUGCUAUUCAAAGUUGUAACCUUAGUUGUAAAGCCAUUUUUUUUUUUAAAUUUCUUCCUGUGAAGUAUUAUGCAAGGAAUUGCAACAGUAACAACUUUUGGAACUAUUAAAAAAAAUGCAACACAUGGAGAUGUGUGAUACCACAGGAAGGGGAGGUUCAUAAUUAAGUGCACCAGCUGCUGUCAGUUAUUACAGACAAAUAGUUUUCUUUAUUUUCAGCACAUUGUUGAAUGUAAACCUCGGGGGUGUGGCCAUAGAAGAUGUAUUUCAUUGGAAGAUGUAGAUUUCCUACAUUGGGGUGUGGUGUCAGCUCUUAUACUGCUAUUUUUCUCUGCUGUGCCAUCAAAUCCUCAUUAUGUGUCACACACCCCUCAGGAACUACCUUGACCCAUCACAUAGGUGAUGUGUAAUACAAACCAGUCACUGAAACAGGUUGACUGUAUUUGGGGAUUGGGAGAGGGAAGGACCCAGCAAGGUAUGACAAGUGCAGACUGUAAAAAGGUGACAAUAAAUUAAUAAUAGGGCAGACCACAAUAGAUCUGUUCUUCAUUCCAAUGGUGCAAAACAGCAGAGCGAGUAUUAAGCAGACCAAAGGCCUGCACCUGUAUAUGUGUAGAACUCUGUUAAAAUAGUGUAUUGGUUAUAUAAGACAUACAAUGUUGGGGCCAAAUACCUAAUUUUAGGAAAUAAUGGGUGCAAUUCUGAAUUUGUCGAUGUUAAUAAGUGUACAUGUAUAUGUAAUCCAAUUAUUGAUACCAUAAUGUAUCCUUAUGUUUCAUUAAAGUUCUCUAUAACAUA